CCAUUUCCUCGGGGAAAAAAAAGAGUUCAGCAUUCACAUUCGCCGUUCUAAAGAGUCGAUUUUUCUGAGCCGCUGUCCUCCGAGAAGCGAGGCGCCGCCGGCUGCAUCUCCGUCGCCCGCCGCCGCCUAAACCAAGAUCCACCAGACCUUACCUGUCCCCUGCCUAGGCUCUCCCGCUUCCGAUCCAUGGAGGAGGCGGAUAAAGGGGAGGUCUUCGAGAGGAACAACAAGUCGAGGCUGGACAGCCAUCCGGGGACGCCGGCGGGGACGGCCACGGCCUGCCGGCUCACCGACGACCUCAUCCUGGAGAUCCUCUCCCGCAUCCCGGCCAGAUCCCUCCACCGCUUCAAGUGCGUCUCCGUGCGCUGGCGCGACCUCAUUGCCGACCCCGCCAACCGCAAGAAGCUGCCCCAGACCCUCGCCGGCUUCCUCUACACGACCACCGCCGGCCGGAAUCGCCACCACUUCGCCAGCGUCUCCUGCGGCGCAGUCCCGUUCGACCCUUCCCUCCCUUACCUGCAGCCUAGCAAGUACAAGGACAUGGCUCAGGUGGACGCCUGCAAUGGCCUCCUUCUCUACCUAAGCUCCAGCAAGAGCAUGGUGAACCCUUGGGCUUUGGCAGAGGACGAUUUCCGUUUUGUUGUGUGCAAUCCGGCCACUGGGAGGUGGGUGGAGCUGCCCCCUCAACCGCAGGCGCCGGCAGACAGAUUUAGAUAUAACUGUAUGGCAGGCCUGGCUUUUGAUCCGGCAGUCUCGUCCCAUUUCCACGUUUUUUGUUUUGAGGAGACCACAGUGGAAACGUACAUGACAGGAGUGAACAUCUACUCGUCGCGAACAGGAGCCUGGAGUCGCAGAGAUGGUGGGAUUGUUGAGAAAGUGGCGCUGUUCUUCUAUAGUAAGGGUGUCUUUGUCGGCGGUAUGAUGUACGUGAUUGGCAACCCGAAGGGCAUCAGCAACGAGCAUGUGCUCCUGGGGAUUGACAUGCAAGGUAAAGUGCGGAGGACUAUCCCUAUGCCGUACGGUCGAAGAUUUGGUACGAUUGGAUCGUCGCAGGGGUGCUUGCUCUAUGCCGCAUCUUCCGUCGAUGAUUACAAUAAAAUCCUAGUUUCUGAGAUAGAACUCUGGUGCCUCAAGGAUUGUGACAGUAAAGAAAUGGUUCUGAAGCAUACUGCCAGCAUCGAUGAGCUUAUGAGCAUGACUGGGGAGAAGUACAGGGUGGUUGGGAUUCAUCCAGAUUGCGACACCAUUUUCCUGGUUUCACAUGGAGGUGGUACCUUGGUAGCGUACGAUAUGCAACAUCAGAAAGUUGGUUGUAUCCUUAAUCUUGAGAAGAACACACAACGAUUUCUACCUUAUGUUCCUCUGUUCUCGGAGUCAUUAGCAGAUGGAGAUGGGUGGUAGUGUUGCCUUCAAACCAUGCUUGUGCUUCCUCCAAGAAUUGGCUCUUCUGCCGGCUGAAGUACUUGUUUGUGUACCUCUGAAUCCGCUUGAAUCAUGCCGCUCAAUUUGCUGGUGCUUACACUCCUGCUUGGUUGAUUUUCAGUUCAGAGCAAUGCCUGGUAAACCUAGCACAGGUUGUUACCCCUGUUCUUGUUUACCUAGCACAGAUAGCAUCGGUGAAUUAAUUAACCAAGAACAGAAGGUGUCUUUCCGGAGACCUUCCCUACAUCAAAUGGCAGCAAAGAUUCAACAAGAGUGGUAGCUACAGAAUGGAAGCUGGGAAAACUGCUCGUUAUAUAUAUGUCAACUUUUUGCACGCGGCAACAAAAAAGGCAGAUGGGCACCUCUUUUCAGGUGCCUGGGAAGAACAUGGCACACUCCAGGUUCUGAUUAUCUCGAUCAUGACCGGAGGUUCAGGAAGGAAUGCUAAGAUUCAGGCUGUGUCUGGUCUGGUAUGUAGUACUCCCUCCGUCCCAAAAUAAGUCUCUUUCAUUUAGUACUAAAUCAAAGACACUUAUUUUGGAAUGGAGGGAGUAUCUUGCUUGCUUACUUAACCUCAUUAUAAACCCGUAGGUAUUAAAAUUUGUAGGUUAGGUAGUUAACAUUUUAAGCCUGUGUACAUAAACUGGGAUGGACGGGAAGUGAUACAACUCUUCAAGCCCGAAAA
Molecule: messenger RNA, 2107 nt
Organism: Triticum aestivum (bread wheat)
Lineage: Eukaryota; Viridiplantae; Streptophyta; Magnoliopsida; Poales; Poaceae
Product: F-box protein At5g07610
Exons: 4
Coding region: 187-1401 (404 amino acids)
Molecular function (GO): protein binding
Source: RefSeq, a predicted model, not a curated record